GAACCAUUGAAAUACUUCCCCCCUUCUUUUUUUUAGUAGUUAUAAAGUAGAAUUGUAAGAAUUACUAAGAAACAGGAAGACACAGUCAGAACAAACAGAUAGACCGAACUUGUGUGGACAAAGACAUCUGUUAGUUCUUGCGUCCAGGCCUUUGGUGUUGUUUCGAAAAGGGCAGAAAUGAUACUUCAUGGAACCCCCACUGAGUUCUUUAGAAAUUGAGCAGUUGACUUAGAACGACGAGCCUCUUUGAGAAUUCGAGACGUGACAGUCAUAAGUCAACAGUGGGAGGUCCAGGGGUUCCUUAGCGACCCUCAUAAGUUACAUUUUUGUCAGUUUUGCCGUUUGGGAUUUUAAGCCGAAACUGCUUCUAAAACAAUCGGUCAUUGGCCGGAAUCAAAAUUUAAGCCUACUCCUCUUAUUUGAAUCCACCUAUCCGAGAAUUUAGGAGGAGAAGAGAGGAGGCGGAUACAAUCCAGUUAGGACCUUUGGCUCGGGAGAGAGUCCAGUUUAAGAUUAAGAGUCGGCUACGAAACUUAGAACUUGGCGGAGGUAGAACCCGCGAAUAUAAUCCAGUUUAAGAUCAGGGAGUCUACUAAACACUUUCGAACGUGGCGGAGGUAAAACCCGCGAAUAUACUUGCGCGUUAAGAUAAGUGAUUUGAGCAGUGCAGCACCGGCGGCUUGGAAGCCGAUACUACGUCUUAUAGUGUUGAUUUUUUACUCCGCGUGACUGUGAGAAACAAUAAAGUGUUCCAGUGGCAAAGUACAUUGUGUUGGUCAGAAGUGUUUCACCCUCCUUGUCCGAGCCUGGCCCUUAGCCGACCUGAGGAGAGAACUCAUCGCCAGGAGCAAGCCAAACCCAUCGCCAAUUUCCACCCCACUCACGCCUUCCCUCCUUUAAAUUGAAUCGCAAACAACUAGGAGCUGUUUGCUGGCGCCCAAAAUAUCAGGUUCUAGGUUGAAAUUCCAAACCCGUAAUCAGCAACGGAAGGAGGAAACGGUGGAGUAGGAAGAAGCGGUGGAGCCUGGUCAAGCCGGAACCAGCCACGACCUAACAACUUCAACGGAGGCAGCACCAGGUAGGGCAGCCAAAGUGACCAGUGGCAACCACCUUGUGGGCAAGAAGCCUUCAAAGAGGGUGGGCGGUUACAGAGAGAGAAAGUGUGCCGCCCAACGGUGUUGGCCCGAGUAACGACGACGAAGAAAGGUCAGGGCGGUUAGAGAAAGUAUGGCGCAGCCAACGUGACGGCCGACGUCUCAGCGAGGACAAGGGUACGAGGAGAGAAGCGCAACAUAACGCACGACGCCAGAGGAAACAACUCCCGACAAUUGGAACAAGAGUCAGGACGGACGGAGCUGCACACUACUAGUUCUACUGCUCCGACAGUUCACACGAGGUACACCGAACGCAACUACAAGGUCAGUUACGAAAUUUUAUAAUGGCCAGCAGAUCAUUGAGGAGCCGUACUGUAGAGGCUCAAGAGGAGAAUCAGGAGUUAGCGGCAGGGGAGCGAGACCCCGCAAACCCUCUUAGCUUAGUCAGCGCGAGUGAGACUCCAGGACAAGACACAAUGCGACCUCAAGGAGCAGAAUUAGGGACGCAGAGCCAAGCCAACCAAGUGUUAGAGAAAAGUGAUUCCAACACACAAGCUUCUGUAGACAGUACCAAUCAGCUACAGCAAAUGUUGUUAGAGUUUUUCACAAGUGUUAGAGCAGAUUUGAGUAGCCACCGAGAGGAAAUUCAGGAAAGUGUUAGAGCAGAUUUGAGUAGACACCGGGAGGAUAUUCAGGCGCAGUUCAUUAGUGUCAAGGCUGAUCUAAGUGCUAAUCAAGAGAAUGUGAGAGCCGAACUCCAGUCCAACCAAACUAAAUUAGAACAGUUGCAGGAAAGUGUUCGGUCAGAUAUGAGCCAAGUUAGGUCUGACAUACGAGCAGAAAAUGAAAAGUUACUGCAAAGUUUCGAGGCUCAAACUCAGGAAAUCAGGAAGGAAUUAGAUAGUAGGCUGGAAUCCGAAGCCAGACGGGUCUCCCAGCUAGUUACGCAGGUGCAAACUGAAACCGCAUCUGAAUUUGCAGCAGUCAAGAGGCAGCUGCAGAGCAUAGGUAACGAGUUCGACUCUAGGUUAGAACAGUCCAAUACAAGCACCCAAUUGGUAGUUAAUGAACUUGCAGAUCAGAUGCAGGAGCACAGGUCUGAAGUGAGUAAUCAGAUGGUACGACAGAAAGAGAGCCUAGAAAAUUUAUCGCAGUCAACCACUCAGGAAUUAGGAAGGAAAUUUGAGAUGGUAAACGCAAAGGUUUUGGCAUUAGAGACUAAAUUAAACGAAAUGCCAGCCAGGCAAGCUUUAGCCACAGAGGCGCGAGUGGUAGUUCAGGACGCCGCAUCUCUUUCCGCCGGACCAGCCAAUGACCCUACGACGGAACCUGAAGUGACUGAAGCAAGCGGUGGAUUGGUCGGUGAAACAGUCAGCUGCAUUCACCAGCCAGCCCUCUGCAAUACAUUGUCUAGUGAUAGCAGCAUGAAUGGGUGUGUAGUGCAUGCCAACACAGAGAAUGUAUCCUUGUUGGGUUAUCUAAGCAACUCAGAAUUUCCCUUACCUCUUUACGAUGACGCAAAAGAGACCAACCCCGUAUUUCAUCUACGGAGGUUGGAUGAAUUUAUUAACUUUCGCAAUGUGCCGAAACCCCUUCGUUUGGCAGUCGCAUGCCGAUCCAUAGUGGGACACAUAGGCAAGCAAUGGGUAGAGGCUGUAAUGCACAAUGUGGCAGACUACGAGGCAUUCAAGAAGGCAUUCUUGAAUACCUGGUGGUCGACUUCCAGGCAAUCUCUUGUAAAGUGUACGCUCUAUCAGGCGAAAUAUGAUCGGAGAUCAGGUUUGAGUCUGAGCGGACAUUUUUUAAAACACGUGACCAUGGCUUCGUACCUGGACCCAAGACCUUCGGAUGGGGAGCUGAUAGAAGCAAUCAGGGCCCACUAUCCGAUAGGGGUGCAACGAGCCAUGCUCACCAACCAGAUGCAAACAAUCGAGCAAGCCCUGGAUCUUCUCAAAAGAGUGGAGCUGAUGGAACAGUCCGAGAAUUAUCCGAGACCUCCCAUGCAACCCCACAAUUCGAACCCUAACAGGCCAGGGAACAAUCCGCACAGAAGUGACCCCAGAGGCCAAAACCAGGCUCAGGUGCGCCAGGUGCAAUUCUUUCCGUCACGGAACCGUUCGAACCGGAACCGGAGACGUAAUCGCCGUAAUUACCAGUCAGAGAGAGGCGGAGAACCCCCAGAGGGAAGCUCCGGCCCUCUUAACCCCAAUGCAACCCCGUACCAGGGAAGACAAGAGCAAAACAAUCACAGCGAUAACCAUUCGGGAAACCGAACUGGAGUUAUUGAGGACCGAAUGGCUCCCGUUGUGAGAUCCCACGUAUUUCUAGGUCCGCUCAAGGCAUCCCAAAUGGCAGGCGAACCCAGUUGUGAAGGCGAGUCUGACUCGGAAACUCAAGAUAGCUACUUAGAGCAGGUGACUACGGGUGGAGUAGUACUGUUCAUUAAUGAGGCAAAUUUAGAAAACAGUCCUCAGGUCGAAGUUCAAGUGUUGAACAAAAUUAAAUUCACAGCCAUUCUAGAUUCUGGCAGUGAGGUUAAUCUCCUAUCAGAACGAAUUUAUGAGGAGCUAACUGAAACAGGUGUAAAAGUUCCUACCCUACCAGUUGAAGGAGUGGUUCUCGUAACAGCGUUCGGCAGACGAAGCAAACGGAUACGUCGGCAGGCUUUACUCGAAUUUUCGAUAGGCCAAGAUGUGUUCGAGACCAUCUUUUUAGUUUCACCCCAGUUGAAUAAUGACGCCAUUUUCGGUUGUCAAUUCCUGAAGGAGCAUGGAGUUAUCAUCGACUUCAACUCAGGAAAGUUCACGUAUGUCCGCAACGGAACAACAAGAGAGUGGACGUUUGCCACCAGGGCAGCAUCGCAAGGCGCUUGCAAUAAUGACAGUGGAGAGUUUAAAGAAUCUUCCAACACUGUAUCCAUGUUAGCAGGUCAGCGACCCAAACCCCAAACAGCUGACUGUGCAGACCCACCUUCCCAUUCCAGAGCAGCUGAAUACUGCAAUGGAUCCCUACCUCACCCCACCGCAUACGGCAGAGUGGCGACCAACGGCAUUAGACUCGGUCUUCGGAUCGACAAAGGACCACUUGACCCAGACAGGAACCAGGAGUUCCCGGACCCUGACGCAAAGCGCGAUCAGUUGUGCCCCAAUGGAGAGUGUGUCCUAGCGAGUGUGGCAGCUUGCAUAAGUAGCCCCCGCAGCAGAGUUCCUGCUAGUCUGAAUGCCAGCCCUACUUAUGAGUUAGAAGUCAACUCAGUAGAGACAGCCCUGCCACAUGGCCAACCCAUCCCCAACCCAAAACCCAGUUUCCCAGAACCCCGGUCAUUACAAGCAGCCGAUCUACACUCCUUAGUAGAGCAAGUGACUGAUUUGUCCACAGCUGAACGAAGUGAUCUAUACCAGGUUCUAUUCCGGUAUAGAGAGCACAUGACAACGCGACCUGGGAAGUGCAAGCUUUUCAUCUACAAAUUCCAGGUAGAUACCGACCGCCCAAUAGUAGGUCAUUCGAGGCCAAUUCCGUUUGCCCUCCGACCAGCUGUUAGAGAACAAAUCCGGCAGAUGCUAGUCGACGACAUUAUUGAGCAUAGCAAUUCCCCGAUUCUCAACCCAUUAACCGUGGUAAGUAAAGAAGGAGGAGACAUACGCAUAUGUGUUGAUGCCCGGAGGGUGAAUGAAGUCACCAUCCCAGAUCAUGAGAGGACCCCUCCCAUGAAUGAGCUCUUACAAAGAUUCCAUGGGGCAAAAUAUUUCACGUCCCUUGACCUGAGUUCAGCUUAUUUACAGAUAGAGCUACACGAAGACUCUAGAAAAUACACGGCUUUCAUGUCCGAAUCCACCGUGUAUCAGUACAAAAGAGUUCCAUAUGGGUUCAGAAAUUCAUUACCCGCAUUCGUACGUGCCAUAAAGGUAACGCUGGGAACGGAUCUGGAGAACGUGGUAUCCUACGUUGACGACAUUCUGAUACAUUCCCCUACCAUGAAAGAUCACCUAAGACAUCUUGAUACCGUACUCGGUAAAUUAACGAAGGCAGGCUUCACGAUCAACGCCAAAAAGUGUCGCUUCUGCAAAGACGAGGUUAGGUUUUUGGGACACCGUAUAGAUAGGACCGGUGUAUCCGCUGACCCGGAUAGGGUACAGUCCAUCCUCAACUAUCCAGCACCGAGAAACAGUAAACAGCUGAGGCAGUUUCUCGGAACCUGUAAUUUUCAUAGCAGAUUCAUCAUAGGCUAUGCAAAUUACGUCGCACCGCUAACGCCGCUAUUGAGGCUAGGUGUGAAGUGGUCGUGGACAGAUGAAGCACAGGAUGCAUUCCUGCGCCUGCGGCAGAGUUUUGCGCGCAGCAUUCACCUGGUCCAUCCACGUGAUGACGCCCCGUAUGCAAUUUACACUGACGCCAGCAAGCUGGGGAUAAGUUCAAUACUAACCCAGGAAAGCGACUACGGUGAGACGUUGGUAGUGUCCACCGCAUCCAGAGUGUUGAGCCCCGUAGAACGGAGGUACUCCACCUGUGAACAGGAGCUGCUUGCUGUAGUCUAUGCGCUUCAGAAGUUCAGAAUAUAUGUGAUAGGUCAUCCCAUCACUGUAUAUUCCGAUAACAAAGCAUUAUCGUUUCUGAAGAGGUGUAAUUUGACAUCUAGUCGAGUCACACGCUGGGUAAUGCAGCUGCAGGAGUACGAUUUGAAGAUUGUACACAUUAAAGGCAGCGAUAACUUCUUUGCAGACAUGCUGAGCCGCAACCCCAUUGGGUUAAGCCAAGAGAGCCGCGACCAAGUGUUGAAGCCGAAAGAGUUAUUCGUGGCAAGGGUAGACCUGGGAACUGACAGAACACUCAUGAAAGAAUUAGGCAAUCUGUCAGAACACCAACUCGGUGAUCCCGCUUUAAAUAAAAUACGGGAAGAACUGGAGAGCGACCCAGAGAAAUUUUCGGGCAGGUACAUGGUAAGAGACAGGAUCCUGUUCUGCAAAAAUGACAGGAGCCAUCCCUAUUGGAGAAUUAUGUUACCCAGACAGCUAGAAGACCGAGUGAUUCGGUAUGUACAUACGCUAUUGGGACAUCAAGGUACCGAUAAGUGUAUGUUGCAAAUAGCACACACUUUCCACCUAAAGUCAUUAGGAAGAAAGGUGCGGAAGUUCGUGGCACACUGCGACAUCUGUCAACGUGUGAAACAUCCCAAUAGGUCCUAUGAGAUUGAAAGAGUAUCUCAUCUCCCCACCAGGCCAGGAGAGCUAUUAACGAUAGACCUCUAUGGACCUCUACCUACAGGUCGUGGUGGAGUGAAAUACCUGUUGGUAUGUCUGGAAUUCUUCUCCAAACAUGUAACUCUAUACCCACUAAAGGCAGCCACAACUAGGAGCUGUUUAAGGAAGCUCAGGGAGCACUAUUUCCAAAGUGUUAUCAAACCUGAGACCAUUUUGUCUGACCACGGAUCGCAAUUUGCGAGUCCUGCAUGGCGGAAAGCACUGACCGAUUUGGGCAUUCAGUGUAGAUACUCUCCUAUUCGACACCCGGAAAGUAAUCCGACAGAGCGGAUUAUGCGCGAACUUGGAAAAUACUUUCGAAUCUACUGCCACGAGACGCACAAAAAAUGGCCAGAACUCGUGCCAUAUAUAGAGAACUGGUUGAAUUCUUCUGUUAGCCAGUCUACAGGUUAUACUCCUGUAGAACUGCUCGAUGGAAAUCCGAGGCCGGAUAUCUUCCGAAAGAUACUGAAAAAGAGUGCAGACCAGUUACCCCGGGAAGAUGUCUUAUCUGACAAAAUUCUAAAAGCCUAUGCUCAGAUGAAACUAAAAGCAGAUCAGCGAAACAAACGACGGAAAACUGGCAAGACUAAGUGGCAGCCUAGUCUUCAGGCGCUAGUGCUAGUAAAGUGCCAACCUGUAUCGGAUGCAGUGCAAGGCCUUACUUCUAAAUUUCAAAGACCGUUCGAGGGACCAUUCGUGGUUCAUCGAAGAGUAAACCCCUCCAUCUUCGAACUGGCAGAUUCAAAAGGCAGGAUUAGAGGACUCUUCAACCUAAAACAUCUGAAACCCUACCUCGAGGAAAACCUCGAAUCCUAGACCCCACAGACAGGACUGAAAGUGGAUCCUCGAAAAAA
Molecule: messenger RNA, 7188 nt
Organism: Cryptotermes secundus
Lineage: Eukaryota; Metazoa; Arthropoda; Insecta; Blattodea; Kalotermitidae
Biological process (GO): DNA integration
Molecular function (GO): nucleic acid binding
Source: RefSeq, a predicted model, not a curated record